Messenger RNA from Odontomachus brunneus, 1025 nucleotides. RefSeq names its product sodium/bile acid cotransporter 7-like. The record is from RefSeq and is a predicted model, not a curated record. Bases 1 to 564 code for a protein of 187 amino acids. The transcript has 3 exons. NCBI's taxonomy places the organism in Eukaryota, Metazoa, Arthropoda, Insecta, Hymenoptera, Formicidae.
AUGAAAUCAGUUGGGGUGAUAAAUCUAUGGUUUACACCGAUGGAAUACGGCGAUAUCAACGGUGUCCGUAUAUUGGGGACAUCUACUCCACCACUGGUUGGGAUUAACAUCCAGGAGGCUAUAUAUAGCACACUUAUUCCAUUGGGUACAGGCAUCAUAUUACGGUCAUUUAUAGUAAAACUAAACCACUGUAAUAUCAACACUGCGUGGUUUCCAAAAGGACUAUUGUUGGCAAUAGCCUAUCAUUGGUUUUGUGAUGCCUUGUUAGUAGAUGCAUCAUCAGUACAAGCUGCAGAUAUACUGUUUUGUGUAUUUAUUGCAUGCGUGGGCCAUCUCCUUCUUAAUAGUUUAUGCUGGAUUUUGGGAUCUCAAUGGUUACCACGGAGUAUUCUGCUGGCUAUACUAUUUACAAGCACUCACAAGUCCGUAAGUCUUGGUGGAUGGAUUUUACGAGGAGCUUUCCAUGGUUCAGCUCAUCAGUCAGCUGUAACAUUACCAUUGACAAUAUUACCUGUUGCGCAAUUAUUAUUAGGUAGUUUGUUAGCUAGUUGGCUAGCUCCAUAAUAUAAAAAUUUAAUGGUAAUAUUCUACAAUAGAAAUAUUAAGUUUUAGACUAUUCUACAUAUAAAGCUGCUUAAUAGACAACCGACUUGAGAAAUGCAUUCUAAGCAUUAAAACUAUAUUGAUAGUUCAUGCAUUUGAAUUUAAAUAUUUACAAUUUACUAUGAUUUUAAAUUUAAUAUUAUAUUUAUUUAUGAUUAUAGAGAAAAUUAAUAGAUUAUAGAUAAAAUCAUGAAUUUAGAAAUAUUACAGGAUAUAUUUAUUAAAUAACUAUGCUUUGAAAACAAAAAAAUGCACGAACAUCUAAAAAUGAAAAGUUUCUAAAAGUGAAUCAAACAACAUAUAGAUCGUAGUAACAAUAACACUUUUAUUUUUAAAUAAACGCUUGUAUGUUUUAGAGUUGGCUUAUUCUCUAUUUGAGAGCUCGGAAUAGUUUAUCCAUUUUCGAUACCCAUAGGCGAAGU